Molecule: messenger RNA, 5310 nt
Organism: Gadus chalcogrammus (walleye pollock)
Lineage: Eukaryota; Metazoa; Chordata; Actinopteri; Gadiformes; Gadidae
Product: dystroglycan 1-like
Exons: 4
Coding region: 724-3462 (912 amino acids)
Biological process (GO): nerve development; muscle attachment; axon guidance
Cellular component (GO): sarcolemma; dystroglycan complex; dystrophin-associated glycoprotein complex
Molecular function (GO): laminin binding; calcium ion binding
Source: RefSeq, a predicted model, not a curated record
CGUUCGUUUAUAAGUCGAAAUUUUCCUUCACAUGCAAGCUGUCAAAAACGAUAACGCUGCGACUUUCGUUCUGUUCGUGUUGUUGACUAACUUCCUUUCAGUUUAUUUUAUUCGCCCACUUGGCAGGUCAACACCACCAGUCAUGUUCGAUGCCACCGCUAGCUGCUCUCCUCACUGCGUUAGCUCGUCGUCUCAUAUACAUGGGCUGGCUGUCAAUGCGAAAAGCAUUACGCAGAGGCAAACAUUGUGUUAUUUGUCAUUGCCCUGUUUUAUUAUUCCAGGUGUGUCAGUUCGACCGACACAGUGUCUUUGGGCGGAUCUGGUCGUGGGGAGAACGGAGAGCCGUGUUGCUCAAGGCGGCAGUGUGUUGAGGAAAGUCCGCUGCCUAGAAUAGAGCAGUUGGACCCAAGCACUCGUAUGUCCCAAUAUGUUGAAGGGAAAACUGACUCCGCCGCCUUUACCCCAAAGUAUUUUGGCUAUAUAAUCAAAUCGAGUGUUUUUGGGGGGAUGAAAGAAAACCUCCGGUUGCAAGCUUGAUUCGUGGAAAUAUUUGUUAUUCAGCUCAUGCGGUAUCCAGAGGCUACUGGAUGAGCUGAUGCUUGACAACCCUGCCGUGGAACCCUCUUCAUGGAUCAAAACGGAGCACAGAAGAACACAAAGGCUGUGUUUCUGAGCUGAUCCCGGAACGGAGGUUCUGACCCACAUCCCGCUCGCCGCCAGUGCAUGUUGCCUCUCCAGUUGUUCUCGGACAUCUGGUUGAGAGCAGGACUACCCCUAACUAUGCACUACAGACGCAAGGACCUGAGCUGUGGGAUUUCCAGGAGGAGCAAGCUUCCCCCAGGCAGGACUAUCCCUCUGAUAAUGGGCCUUCUAGUAGCCCUCGCCCAGGGCACGCUGCCGGGGGCCCAGCAGGACACGGUGGUUGAAAUGAUGUCCGUGGAGCUGGAGGCGUCCAUGCAGUCUUUUGCACUGUCCGAGUUUCAGGCCACUCUGGCUGCGGUUGCCAAGGCACAGCCGCCGCCCGUCCAAGGACCUGCGGCAGUGACGGAGGGACUGCACGUUGGCCUCCAUGACUCCUCGGCGGUCGUGGGCCAGGUGUUUCAGAUGAGGGUUCCACCGCGGCCUGCCAAUGGGAGCUGUAACAUCCAUCUCACUGCCAUGGGGAAGGAGACCUUAGCGUCCUGGCUACACUGGGACACGGAGCGCUGCGUCCUGUCUGGUAUGGCUCUGGAGCAAGACAAAGGUGUUCACCACAUUGCAGUCACUGGAGGGGAGCUGAAUGCCAAGGUUCCAGGCCAGGUGGCGCCUCCCAGCGCCGUCUUUUCUAUCGAAGUGUUCCCAGAGGAGCGGACCGACGCGGAACCGGCCCUGCUCACGCUUCAGUCUGAUAUCAGCGGCCUCCAGCCCUUCACCUGCGGCACAGAGGAGCACGUCACCGUCCUCACCGUCAUCCUUGACGCCGAUCUGACAAAGAUGGCCGCUAAAGAGAGGGUGGCGCUGAUGGACGUAAUGAGGGAGUUCUCUCAUGUGCCCCUGGAGCACAUGUGGGCUGUCCCCGUGGUGAACAACCGCCUUUUUGACAUGUCCGCUUUCAUGGCCGGUCCGGGAAACGCAAAGAAGGUGGUGGAGAAUGGGGCCUUGUUGUCAUGGAAACUUGGUUGUGCGCUUGACCAGAGCAGCAUUCCAAACAUCAACAGUGUCCAGUCUCCAGCCAAGGACGGAAGCAUGUCGGCUAAGCUAGGAUAUCCAGUCGUCGGUUGGCACAUUGUCAACAAAAAGCCCAAUGGAGUGAGACGGGUCAGAAGGCAGUUGCACAACACACCCACUCCGCUGCCCUCCUUGCUCCCCCCCACCACUCAACCGGAGCCCCCCGUUCGUGUGGUUCCCACCCCUACCUCGCCAUCCAUUGCCCCAGCAACAGAGAUUUCCGCUCCACCUGUCCGUGGCCCUUUGCCUCUUCCAGUGAAGCCAACCAAUAGGCUCCGAGAUCAGAUCGCCCACACACCCGUGUUGGGCCCUCCUCAACCCACCAGAGUAAUAGGAACCACCAGCUCCAUGCCCAUCCAGCCCACUAUGACCAGACCUACAAUUAUCGAAGCCACUGCGAUACCGACCCCACCGAGCUCCACCAAAAAGCCUCGACCCGUCGCAACCAAGAAACCCAAGAAACCCAAAACCACCAGCCCAGCUCCAAGUGAGCCUAAACCCACGAUACCGAAGCCCCCCAGACGUCCCACCGUCGUGUCUGUCGUUCCAGAGGAAAACCAAAGGCCGACGAUCCACAACCCCAUCGACGAGGUGAACGCCUGGGUCGGAACGUACUUUGAGGUCAAGAUUCCGCCUGACACGUUCUACGACCGAGAAGACGGCACCACCGAUAAACUGCGUCUGAGUUUGAAGAAGACCCCCAACGAAGCGGUCACUGAGUCCUCUUGGAUCCAGUUCAACAGAACCAUCCAGCUGCUGUACGGCCUGCCGGAGUCUGAGCACGAGGGCACCCACGAGUACUUCAUGCUCGCGACCGAUAAGGGUGGCGAGAGCAUCAUGGACGCCUUCGAGGUCCACGUCAACCGCUGGACAGCGAAUGACAAACCCUCCGUGGUUUUUUCGGCGCGUUUUCACGGCGACCCGAAAUCCCUUAACGACGACGUGCAGAGGAAGAUUCUCCUGACAAAGAAAUUGGCCUACGCUUUCGGGGACCGCAACAGCAGCACCGUGACCUUGAGAAGCAUCACUAAGGGGUCCAUCGUGGUCGAAUGGACUAAUAACAGUCUCCAGCAAAGCCCUUGUCCGAAGGACCAGAUCACUGUCCUGAGCAACAAGAUCUCCGAUCCCCAGGGCAAGCCCAAACUACCCUUCAUUAAAGCCAUGGAGCCAGAAUUCAAGCCCAUUAACAUCUCAAUCCGCGGCACUAAUAAAUGUCAGAGCUACACGUUUGUGCCUCCGGGUGAGUUGCCGGCGCCCGUUGCCCCCACGCCCACAGACGCCUCGGGCCCGGGCCGCAGGAGCAGCGACGACGUCUACCUCCACACCGUCAUCCCCGCCGUGGUGGUGGCCGCCCUGCUGCUGAUCGCCGGGGUCAUCGCCAUGGUGUGUUACCGCAAGAAGCGCAAGGGGAAGAUGACCAUCGAGGAGCAGGCCACGUUCAUCAAGAAGGGGGUCCCCAUCAUUUUUGCAGAUGAAUUGGAUGACUCCAAGUCGCCCCCGUCCUCCAGCAUUCCCCUGAUCCUCCAAGAGGAAAAGCCCCCCCUCCCUCCCCCGGAGUACCCCAACAUGGCGGGCCCCCACAGCACCCUGCUCCACCAGGACCUGCUGGAGGAGUACUCCAUCUACCAGGACGAGGAUCCCAACGCCCCGCCCUACCAGCCCCCUCCUCCCUUUACCGUCCCCAUCGAGGGCAAAGGUUCUCGACCCAAGAACAUGACCGCAUAUAGGUCUCCACCCCCCUACGUGCCCCCCUAACACUCACUGGGGAUCGCGGUUUAGGAUGCAGGAGCAACUUGGGGAUUGCUUAUUUGUACGGAAACUCUCACAAAAGUAAUUUUAACAUGUGCUCAAAUGAGAUUGCUUUGACUUUGUAGGAGCAGGCAACCAUGCCCAUAUAUGUGAACAUCUUGGAUAAAGACUGAUUUUCUUGAAUGCUGCUGACCAAGGACAAAUUGAAAAGGAAAACGGUUAUCCCAGCAGUCUUUUUGUCAUUCUUCAGUUCUGCUACCAAUUUCCUUUUUCUUUCUUUCUUAUUUUUUGCCAACAAGAGUCAAUUUAAUCUCUGGUGUACUGUUUCUAUUGUAUAGAAAAUAAUAAACCAAGAAAGACUGCAACCUAGAGGUGUUUGGAGAAAAUGUCACAAUGACAACAGACUUGACUCUCCUCAGAAAUGGAAAUCUUUAUACAAAUUCAGUAUCAUCCUUACCUGUUUUUAAGGCCAGGUUUACUAAGAGUUUGCAGCAGUUAUUUUCCAAAGGGGGAAAUCUAAUAUACCAAAUUCAAAGCAUGAUUACAUUUUAUUUACAUUUUUACAUUUUGAUUUUUAAUAUUUGAUCUUAACUUGUUGACUUCAAGGCUUUGCUCCCUCUUGACCAUAACACCCGCAAACCUUGCAAAUCUGCAAAAUCUUGCUAAGUCUCGCACUUUGUGUCUUGAAGCAAUGAACAUUGUAACUAGAGGUGCACUAAGGACCAUUUUGUUCCGUUUUUGUUUUUAACACCAACCAUGACUGAUAAUACUUGUUACACAGUAAAAAAUAAAGCAUUAAAUUGAUCAUGUCUACAGAUGUAGCCUAAUUUAAGUUGCAUAAUAAAUGAUGACAUUUUAUUUUGUACUUGCCACUUGGCCUGCCUGGGAUACUGGAGGAUGGGUUUCGACAUUGCCAUUUUCAGUACAAACAUUGUGUUGUUAACACUUAACAAAGGGCCACUGAGGUGCUUAAAAUGAAUGGCGCAGAGGAACCCUGCAGCAACCAGGAAGAGGCGGAUCUUCAGUGUCGACAUCCAAUGGGAUCUGUGUACGUGUGUGUUCUGGGGAGGGGCAUUCAGUGCUGUAUAACGACUGCUCUGCCUCUAUCCGCGGUACUGUGUGUUCAGUGGGCUGUGUUAUCAGUGUCCGCUGAGGCACAGGGACAAGUGUAUGUACAUAAUGGUUUGCUCGUGAAAUUGGAAGACUGCAUAAUGUUAGUGUUUUUUUUUCCAGUAUCAGUUGGGGAAUGGGAUGGGGCCAGGGAGAAUCGUUCUAUUUUUUAAUCGUCUGUCUCUAGAUUUAUGAUCACACAAUCAUUAAAAAAAAUGAAAAUUACUUUUUAGUUUGUGGAGAUAAUGAAAAUAUUUACUUGCUGGAGAAAACAUUGCAUCAUGUUGAGAAUAUGAUGGGGAAAGGAGUAAAAGGCAGUAAUGUAUACGUGAAUAAUGUAUGUUUCAUAUCUUACCACAUAAGAAAAAAUGGUUUAAAAUCUAAUGUUUAUACUGAGUUUUUGAUACAGUCUUAAAUUGUUUUAUGAAAAUAUAUUAAUAAAGAUGUACUACUAUUUGUAAAGCCUCAAAGCCAUGCCAUCUUAUCCUUCAUUUCUGACUUUCAUGUGGACUGAAGUGUAAUUUUCUAUAGAGGUACAUUGGUCUUGUUGCACGCCCUACACACGCGCAGAAGGUCAGCAUUGCUACUAUUAUAAGAAAUGCUGUUUUAGUGUAGUGAGGAACAUCAUGGUUAAUUGGGGACACAUAAUGACCCAACAUUAACCGCAAUUAGAAAAGGGUUUGGUAAAGUCUGGGUAUAUAUUGUUCCAAUCUUGAAGGUAUUGAACAGUAUGAUUUUUGAUGU